Messenger RNA from Eufriesea mexicana, 1313 nucleotides. It is a transcript of the gene Phb1, whose product is annotated as prohibitin 1. Bases 23 to 838 code for a protein of 271 amino acids. The transcript has 4 exons. Lineage: Eukaryota; Metazoa; Arthropoda; Insecta; Hymenoptera; Apidae. Gene Ontology annotation, biological process: mitochondrion organization. Gene Ontology annotation, cellular component: mitochondrion; membrane. The record is from RefSeq and is a predicted model, not a curated record.
ACGAAAGGAAUUUUGUUUAAAAAUGGCAAUGAUAUGGAAUCGAUUAGGGCAGCUUGGUUUAGGUUUGACUAUGACUGGAAUUGUUGUUAACAAUGCAUUGUAUAAUGUUGAUGGAGGUCAUAGGGCUGUUAUCUUUGACAGAUUUACAGGAAUAAAAAAUCAAGUUGUAGGGGAAGGAACACAUUUCGUUAUUCCUUGGGUACAAAAACCUAUUAUAUUUGAUAUUCGAUCUAGGCCAAGGAAUAUUCCUGUAGUCACUGGAAGUAAAGAUCUACAAAAUGUAAACAUCACACUUCGUAUUCUCUUCAGACCUAUCCCAGAUUCUUUGCCAAAGAUCUAUACUAUUCUUGGUGUAGAUUAUGCUGAAAGAGUAUUGCCAUCAAUUACAAAUGAGGUAUUAAAAGCUGUAGUUGCCCAAUUUGAUGCAGGAGAAUUAAUCACGCAGAGAGAGAUUGUUUCUCAAAAGGUUAGGGAAGAUUUGACAGAUAGGGCUACGCAGUUUGGAUUAAUUUUAGAUGAUAUUUCUCUUACACACUUAACCUUUGGAAAAGAAUUUACUCAAGCUGUGGAGAUGAAGCAAGUAGCACAGCAAGAAGCAGAAAAGGCCCGUUUCUUAGUAGAAAAAGCAGAACAGCAUAAGAAAGCUGCUAUUAUCAGUGCAGAAGGCGAUGCACAAGCUGCAAGCUUGAUUGCAAACUCUCUUGGUGAAGCAGGCGAUGGUUUGGUUGAACUUAGAAGAAUCGAAGCUGCAGAAGAUAUAGCCCAUAACCUAUCUAGAUCUCGUCAAGUAGCUUAUUUACCACCAGGUCAAAAUGUUUUAUUAAACUUACCGCAGUAAAACUAUAAACUCGAAUAAAAAUUAUAUACAUAAGUUGUGCAUUUAUAUUGUAAUGUAUGAGUUUGAGUCUAGUAACAGAGUAUUUUUAAUAUGCGUAUAUGAUCCCAGACAGAUAAAUGAAGAUAAUUUUUUCACAAUUUUGAUUUACCUUCUCAGGCUUAUAAUUUUACACAUCUGUUUUCCUUCCAGUUAUAUAGCGUUUACUUGACAAAGUGAAAGCAUCCGUUGUUGCUGUCUAUGUCAAUUUGCUUUUCAGAAGAGGAGAGCAUUUUCUUUGAAUAUUUUCAAUGCCCUAAUAUUAUAUUUAUGAAUAUUAAAUAUAAUGUUCUUAAAUCGAAAUUCUAGCACAUGCAAGAUCAUCUUCUCAUAUCAGGGUUAUUGAUUUACUAACAAUUGGCUCUCUACCUCGAUGUGAGCAUUCAUACAGUUUAGUAAGCAAUGGUAGAAUUGUGCUUGCUUCAGCAUCAAGUAAUAG